AUUCUUCUUUCCCUGAAAUUUUAGAAACCACAACCUUGGAAAAAUCUAUAAUCAGAGAUGGCAGGAAAUGGAAAAAUUUUAAACUUGUCGGAGCUUUCCCAGCACAGUAGACGGCAUGAUUGUUGGCUCCUAAUCGAUGGAAAGGUCUAUGAUGUGACAGAGUUCCUGAACGACCAUCCUGGUGGAGAUGAUGUACUCUUGUCUGCUACAGGGAAAGAUGCGACUCAUGAGUUUGAAGAAGUGGGUCACAGUUCAUCUGCAAAAGCCAUGUUAAGUGAGUUUUAUGUGGGCGACAUAAACUCUACCAACUACCAAGGCCAGUGAUGAUAUUGCUACUACUGCUACCCCGAAUCAUACCGAGCAGAAUCAAGAUAAUAGGAGCUUUGAUUUGUUGUUGAUUAAGCUCUUUCAGUUUCUUGUUCCUCUUCUCAUCUUAGGUUUGGCUCUUGGUGUUCGAUUCUACAUCAAGACUCCAUCAUUUCCAUGAAAAUCGAUUUGUGGUUUGGGGGCAAUCAAGAUAUCUGUGGACU
Molecule: messenger RNA, 530 nt
Organism: Arabidopsis arenosa
Lineage: Eukaryota; Viridiplantae; Streptophyta; Magnoliopsida; Brassicales; Brassicaceae
Source: the annotation of a GenBank genome assembly